AUGGAUACAGAUGAUAAUCUCACAAAGCAGAUUGAAGAAGUUGAGGCUCUCACAUCGAUCUAUACUGAUGAUUUUAUAAUUGACAGUGAAACACACAGGUCAUAUAGCAUUAAAAUUAAGGACAACAAUAAUGAAGUGAUAUUAAGUGUGACUAUGCCAUCAAACUAUCCACUUCAAGCACCUCCUAAAUAUGAGUUCUCAGCUCCUUGGAUGGAUAGAAAAGCAAAAGAAAAUCUACGAUAUAGUUUAGAGGAAGUUUAUUUAGAGAAUAUUGGUGAAACUGUUAUAUUUCAAUGGGUUGAAAAAAUAAGAGAAACAUUACAAAAAAUAAAGCCACAGAAAGAAGAUAAAAAAGAAAAGGCCAUUGUUGUAGAAACAUUAGAUUUGUCACAGCUAAAUAUAAACUGCCCAGAUAUAACACAUGGUGAAGUCAUUAUUGAUAGGAAAAGCUCCUUUCAAGGUCAUGCAGCUGAAGUACACAGCUUAGAUGAUGUUACGGCAGUUCUCUUUAAGUUAAAGCAAAAUAAAAAGAUUCAAAAUGCAACACAUAAUAUGUAUGCAUACAGAAUAGAGCGACAAGCAGCUAAGGGCACAACAAUUCUUCAAGAUUGUGAUGAUGAUGGGGAGUCUCAUGCUGGGGGAAGAAUGCUGCAUUUAUUGCAGAUUCUAGACCAGAAGAAUACACUUGUAGUGGUAUCAAGGUGGUAUGGUGGAAUACAAUUAGGUCCUGACCGAUUUCGGCAUAUUAACAAUGCAACAAGACAAGUUAUACAACAAGCAGGCUUGCUUAAAAAAUGA
Molecule: messenger RNA, 798 nt
Organism: Pieris macdunnoughi
Lineage: Eukaryota; Metazoa; Arthropoda; Insecta; Lepidoptera; Pieridae
Source: the annotation of a GenBank genome assembly